Messenger RNA from Pyrenophora tritici-repentis Pt-1C-BFP, 1106 nucleotides. RefSeq names its product haloacid dehalogenase hydrolase. Gene Ontology annotation, molecular function: phosphatase activity. The record is from RefSeq and is a predicted model, not a curated record. NCBI's taxonomy places the organism in Eukaryota, Fungi, Ascomycota, Dothideomycetes, Pleosporales, Pleosporaceae.
ACCUGCCGAGGGCGCCAUGUUAAUGCCCCAAAGAAACUUGUGUAUUGAAAGUUGAUCGCAAGGUUAUAAACGCUUUUUUCAUGCCCCGCACUCGCGUUACCUUGGCAUUACACUGCUAACGGGCUCGACUCCUUCCACCUCGACAAUCUUGGAGAUGACGGCUUCAGCCGCUUGUGACAACAUGGCGCUCUCUAGAUCACAAACAGCGAAGCCGUUACCCGAGGGCAAUGUAUCCGCUACGAUUUUUCCGCCAAUCCGGGCUUGCAUUUUCGACAUGGACGGACUCCUCAUCAACUCUGAAGAUAUUAUUACUCUUUGCACGAACCGACUUCUCGAAAAGUACGGCAGGCCUGCCUUUACUCGGUCGAUUCGAGUCCAGCUCAUGGGCAUCCCGGACUCAACAAAUGGCGACAUAUUCCACAAUUGGGCCAAGCUGCCUAUUCCGCGCGAGCAGUUUGCUCAAGAGUUGAGGGAGCAAAUGCAAGCUCAGUUCCAGAGCUGCGAACCAUUGCCUGGUGCGAACAAGCUUCUUUCCGAUCUUAGUCAUGCGCGAAAUUCCUCAGGAGACAAAAUCAAAUUAGCGCUGGCAUCUAGCAGUAAGAGCCAUAGCUUUAGAUUGAAAACUUCAAAACCGGAGACGAAGCAGUUGUUGGAUUUCUUCGAGCCAAAGCAGCGGAUUCUGGGCGACGAUGCACGACUGCGAAAGGGUCGAGGGAAGCCGGCCCCUGACAUAUACCUAAUUGCGUUGCAAUCAUUGAACUCGGCGAAUGACGCGGAAGAUAUCAUCAAGCCUAACGAGUGUUUGGUAUUUGAAGACAGUGUAACGGGAGUAGAGGCCGGAAGACGCGCGGGGAUGAGAGUCAUUUGGGUCCCGCAUCAAGACGUGGCGGCUGAGUAUGGAAGCAAGCAAGAACAAGUGUUGGCUGGGAGAAUGGGGAUGAAUGCGCUUGGAGAUGAUUGGCAAUUAGGGGAAAUUGAUGACGGCUGGGCUGAGUGUAUAUCUAGUCUGGAAGAAUUCAACCCUCGAAAAUAUGGUCUCGAGAUUGUAUAAUCUAUACAGACAAAUGAGACUUAUCAUCGAGCCCAAAAAGCAACGAUCUCGUCGA